Molecule: messenger RNA, 971 nt
Organism: Olea europaea var. sylvestris
Lineage: Eukaryota; Viridiplantae; Streptophyta; Magnoliopsida; Lamiales; Oleaceae
Product: two-component response regulator ARR17-like
Exons: 5
Coding region: 234-701 (155 amino acids)
Biological process (GO): cytokinin-activated signaling pathway; phosphorelay signal transduction system
Source: RefSeq, a predicted model, not a curated record
AGAGAGAGAAAUAGGAUAUUGGUGGUGGACUGCAUCGAGUCCAGAGAACCCAAAAAAGAUCACGAAAAAUCUGUGUUUAACUUUUGGUUUUUAUUGAGGAAAUUCUCAACUUUUUACUCUUUAAAUACCAAUAACCCACAUUAAUACAUUCAUAGUUUUUGACUUAGUUUCUUGGUUUUUUUUCAGUUUUCAUAUACUUUUGCAUAUUUUUCUUAUAAUCAAGAAAGUAAGAAAUGGAAGCUGAUGGUUCUUUAACAAAGGGCUUGUCAAAUCAUAUUGAAAAACCCCAUGUUUUAGCUGUUGAUGACAAUUUAACUGAUCUUAAACUUGUCGAAAAGUUGCUCAAGAAUUCUUCUUGCAGAGUGACUACUGCAGAAAAUGGAUUGAUGGCUUUGGAGUAUUUGGGCCUGACUAGUGACAAACAAAGCUCUGUGGAUGACAAUGUGGAUGGCUUAGGUUCAAAGGUGAAUUUGAUAAUCACAGAUUAUUGCAUGCCAGGAAUGACUGGAUAUGAGCUACUUAAGAAAAUCAAGGAAUCAUCUGUCAUGAAGAAUGUCCCCGUUGUCAUAAUGUCAUCUGAGAACACACCAACUCGAAUUAACAAGUGCUUGGAGGAAGGAGCUCAUAUGUUUAUCCCAAAGCCUCUAAAAUACUCUGAUGUGAAGAAGUUGAGAUGUCAGCUAAUGCAAUGGGGAAGUUAAAAACAUAUUCUUCAGAAGUUUUGGGAUAGCAUGCACCUUCUGAUAUAUAUACUCCUAAAAUGUGUUCUCAAGCCAUGUUUGGAUAUAUCAGGCAAUUUUUGAGCUCAGCAUUUAUAUCAGCUCAUUCGUAUGUGAUCAAUUGUUGUUUUCUCUUGUAAAUUGCUAUUUCUUGUUUAGCCAAUGUAUAAUGCCAAACAUGGGGCAUUAAAAGAUGAAAGUAGAAUCUUCGUUUUUAUUGAAAAAAAUUGUUACAUUCUUAUGCUAUGUUCA